AAGGAACGGGGCGGGGCGUUGCUAUGGAGACGACCAGUGUGUCUUCCUCUAUGGGGGAGCCGGCGGGGAGGGGCAAAGGUGAGGCCCUGAGAACGGGGAGAAGGGCAAGGAGAGACCAGGCUGACCCCACCCAGUCUGCCCCUCCGCCUUUUCUGGUAUCAGGCAUCCGGGAGUGCUCCCAUGUCCUUGCAGCAUGUUCCAUCGCUCUGGAGGAUGAUAGAGGCGCAACUCCAAUCCAGCGAGAGGCUCGAGGUGAAGGCUGUCUUGGGUGAUGAUGUUGUGGAACGAAGCCUGGAACUUCAUGCUGAGAUACAAACUCUGCUGGAAUUCUACCAAGAGCUGCAGUUGGGUCACCAAAGUCUGGAACCAAGCCCUGUACCAGCAAGCAACAGCUGGGCCUUGUUGGCUGCUCCUCCUCACCUCAAGGAGCUGGUGAGGGAAGAAAUCCGCCUUCUUCUGACCAGACUGCAGCAAAAGGCUUUACAGGAGGGCAGAGACCAAGAUUGUGCCAUUGCUAAGUACAGCCCACGUGUAGUCACCUUUGCUUUGAGGGUGAAUGCUGGCAGUAGUUGUCCUUCAUCUGGAAACAGCACUCUCAUCAGGCCAAUGUCCUUUGGAUUUACUAAUGAUCUGGAAGCCUUCUAUGAUAAACUGAAUAUUGCCCAUAUUGGUGAAAUAGCCUCUGAACUUAGGACCCUGCUGGAAAGUGAAUGUUGUGCUCUGGAAAGAUAUAUCUCUUACUUACAGAACCAGCUGGAAGAUGCACACCAGCACACCACAGAGUUCCUGCAAGCAGCAUAUGAGCCCACCAUGGCUGAACUACAAGAAGAGAAGCGUGCUAUGGAGCGGGACUUACAGCUGAGCCCAUCCAAGUCAUGCUAUAGCCCUCCCCAGAUGUCAAAGCUGCUUAGGAAUACUGGCAGCUCAUCCCAGCCCAGCCACCCAAGAGGCUCAGGCAAAGGAUUCAGUUUUGGAGAGACUCGUCCUACUUCUAACGUGGCUACUUCACCACAUCCAAGAGAUCGAACAUUUCCUUUAUACCAUCGGACACUACCCCGGCAGGGCCCUCCCACAAAAGGUCAGGUGGGCUGGAUGCACCAAGAAGGUGAGGAAUCCAACCAAGCAAAGAAAAAUAAUCAGUCGUUGCUACCCAGAACUGUGAUUCCAACAUCCCUGAACAAAGAAGGUGUGAUUGCUUCACCCUAUAGGACAAUAGCAUUAGAGCUGAACUCUGUCUUCCAGCCUGUGCCUCCUGUGGAACCAUGUCUGCUUCCCCGCUUUUGCCCUCGUACUAGGCUGCUGCGGUGUAAAGGCCCCAGCUAGGAGGAAAGAGACCCUCCACAUCCUCAUGAAACCCCACAUGCUUUCCUCUUGGGGUGUUGUGCCUUUUGGGGAACUUCCUGCACCUGAAUCAGAUUUCCUGGCUUUGCUCUUCCUUGGAUACAGUGUUGUGUCAGGUUCCAAGAAAAGUCAGAAAGAAGAAACAUGUCUCUUUGGUUUCCCUGCAACUGCAACCUUGCCAUGAGAUUUUCCUCCACCACCAUCACCUUGCACAUCCCCUCGUUCCCACAAAAAAAGACUAUACCAUCCUAUAUCCAGGAAUAUAAAUUUCAUUAAAAUCUAUUGGACUUUAAAAAUCUACAACUGGGAGAGUCACAGUAUGGGAAACGCAUCACAAUUAUUGCUAUGAACAAUGAGAGGUGGCAAAUGGCCAUUCCCACACUCUACACAGGAGGGAAGGACAGACAUGGAACCAUGCAUUAAAUAGUGCAUUUUCGGCGCAGAGGAGGGAAGGGAGUGGGUGUUGGAGGCUUAGGGCUAAUGUACCAUCAUGGCAUAGAGCUAUCUGUUCUCCUUCUGUCAGCUUAUGAUGCAGACAUUUGGCACUUAUACACUGGGCACUAUGCCUGUGUCACUGGCUGGGGCAGGUACCACAUGGAUAGGGACCAGACGUGCCCUUGCUGUUGGCACCGCAGCUACAACUGCAGCAAUUGUGCACAAUUGGGAGCUGAGGGGUGCCCCCAACAUGCACUGUUUGGCAUUGGUACAUGACUUGGCAUCAUUGCCCCAGGGCAGAGGGUAGGAUGGUGACUCCUGUCUCCUCCUCCAAAACAUCUCUAGGGGAUAAAGUGCAGGCAGCAACACUGAAACGGAAACAAGGGGUGAUGAGACCAGAAGACAGAACCAUUAGUAACUCCUACCCAUUUGAGCCAGUGAUGGCCCUGCUAUGUGUUAGGAAGUUUUACAACCAUAUGUGGCGCAGAUGCUUCUGGACAGCCCCUCCUUGCCUGCAGCAUGGAGGGUGUAGGGUUUCCACCCACCCCACUAAUACUGGAGAAAUGAGCCAUAAAAAGCCUACGCUUGGCUAGGAACAGAGGGUAAGAAAAAGUUGUGCUUUUUUGUUUUUUUGUGCUUCUCCCAAAUGGUGUGGGAAGGAUCUUGGCACAUCACCUGCCCUUAGCACCAUGGUUGGCUCUGCUCCUUUCCCUAUUGGAUGGGGCAGGGCUAGGUCCCAAUGGUCUCUUUCCAGUAGAGAGACCUGCUUUCAUUUUCACAUGAUACUCUUCAAGAGAAGAGUGUAGAAAUAGUGCUUCAGAAUGUUAGCUCUGGCAUCGGCUCUGCCAGAAUCAAUAGCAAGACCAAUGGACUUGGCUGAGCAUCCAGAAGAUUCAGCACAGUCCAAGACUGCAAACCUAUUGCAGAGCCACAUGUAGUGUCUUGCCUAGUGCUACCCAUAGACAGUGGGACUGUCCUAGAGAGUUGCAGUCACAAAGUGCAUCCAGUCUCUCAGCUAACCAUAUUCUAUGUGAGCCAGGGAGAUAUUGUAUGUUUAUUUCAGAGCUUGGAAGUGUGACUGAUUUAGACUACACCUCCCAGAAUUUCUUAUCCAGCAUGGACAGUAAUCACGCUGGCCAGGAGAUUCUGGGGACUUUAGUCCAAAAUAACCUCAAAGCUCUGAUGUAUGCUUCUCUGGGUGUGUAUGUGUAAGUGGAUAAGAGGGAUGGUUUCUGGAUGUACUAGGCCAGAUGAGAGGUUGUUGCAUGCUUGUGUCUUCAUUGGUUAGUGGUGCUUCCAGCCAACCCUUCUCUGGAUGUAAUCCCCUGAGGAGGGGAUCUUACAGAAAUUACUAGUAUGUCAAAUCUUCUUAAAGUGUUUCUAACAAGAAUGUUCCCUCUAACAGGAAUUAAAGGAAGAACUUCCUAUGGGAUGUUACUACCUCACUUUUCCUAGAUAUAAGAGAGGGCAAGGAAACUGGGAAGGUCUCUGUGUGGUUGGAUGGUGUGCAGUCUUCAAUGCAUCUCUCUGGAAGACCUCUGUCAGGGGCAUCAACCAGCUAAAGGCCACCUAGUCCAUGGCUGAGCUUUGCCAAGAAUGACUGGAUUAGAUUUACUACUCCCACCCCACCACCUGCCUGCCCUCACCCCUCCCAUUGAUAAUGUCAUAUCUUCUCUGUCGGACCAGUCCCUAUGGCCCUGAUCCAGGGCAGUAAGGUGCAUACCAUUCCCCAUAUAUUCCAGACCCUCUGGGCCCAGGUGCAGCUGCCAGAAACUAUCUGGGAGGGACUGCAUAACCAAUGAGGCUUCAACAGUCUCUGCUCCUGGUACCCUUCAAGGCACCCUCCCCGACUCUUCAGCCAGUGCACAGCCUCCCCACAUCUCUGACCCUGGUCCUGGCUGUGAAUAGGGGCCAUCUGAUCAUUACUGUAAACAUGAGGGUUACAAGAUGGCACAGGGCGAACAGGGCACUAAUGAGGUGGGUGGGCGGGAACUCACAGACCCCUCCCCCAGAGUCCGGCACAGCCUGGGAGCCAGGGCUCCCCCACCCAGUGGGGGGCACUGUAGUAGAUUGAGCAGAGUAGGGUUUUGAGGACCAGAGCAGGUGGGAAAGAGGAGGUACAAGGAGAAUUCCCUGCCCUGCCUCCCAGGCUAAGGUUCAGAUCUUGGAGUCCUGGCUGUGAGUUGAGCCAUUGCUUCCGACGGUGAUGGCAACAGCCAUGCCAGCCUCGUCGCUUUUGGGUUUUUCAGGGUUCAGCAGCUGCACUUCCAACUGGGACUCUGUGGAAGAGCUGAGCACUGGUGCGUAGCGGCCUGUCCGGUGCUCCAGAAGAGCUGGACCCCACUCACGGCUGGGCCGGGUUGCGUUUUUCAAACGCUGCAGAGGCAGAAAGCACAGGAAAUUAAUGUUCAGUGCUGAUCCCGUAACAACAUUCAAGGCAAGCACUCAUAUUAGUACGCACUUGUCUAGGAAGCCCCCCCCCCAUAUGCCCUUAUUUACCCAGUCUCACCUGUAGCAGCGAAUCCCCUUCAGAGCGCAUGAUGCAGAACACUGCAUAAAUAGGGAUGCAGAUGACUGACGAGAGCGCCAUGAGAAAACCAAUAGUGAUGGCCCAGGUGGGGUAGACAUAUGCAUUGUAGGAGAUGGGCCGAUACUGGAUCACCGUGAACACAAGGAUAAACUGGAAGAAGAGAGAGGAAGAAAACUGCUUGAAACCCAAUCCACAGGCCCAUUCCCAGCACUAAGAGACCAAAAUCCCUUUGCAGGUGUGUUGGUCCUUGUUCUUCAUAGGUGACAGUAAGGCCUGGUCAAAACGGUUCACUGCCUGAAGUCAAAUAAGUGGUUCCACCCACACAUGUAAGUUAAGGAACCUUACACCAAAUGCCACCCAAGAUAGUUGGGUAUGGGGGAAGAAAUCCUUUAAACAACUCUCCUGAUCUCAAACAAUAACAAUACAGUAAGAAAAUCUAAAUAACUGAUCAAGUAGGAUGUUAUAGCAGUUACAGUGGAAAUUACAAUGCUGCACUUGUGUACUGUGGAGGGGUGCUGCGUACAUGCACACAUUCUGUCCAUCCAUCCAUCCCUAGCCCCUCACUCAUUUUCCUACCUCAUGCAGCAGUUCCAUUCCCACUUCCCUCCCUUAUUGUCCCCUUUACACACUCACAAAGAUGAUAACGGGAGAGAUGAAUCUCCAGCAGAUCUGGAAGAAAAGGGGUGGUGGGAAACCCAGCAUCAUCUCAAUGUCCUUGAAGUAGUUCCGGUGUCCUUCAUGAAGCAAAAACAAAAGGUGGUCAGCAGACUAGAAUGAAACAGGGAUGUUGCAAAAAAACCCAACACUGUCCGUCCUCAUAGAUCUACUGGCACAGGGUAGUCUAUGGGCUUCCUAUGUUGGGGCCCCCUCUCAACAACUGAUCUCUCCUAUCUCCCCUGUCAGCCUUGUAUUCCUCUUCAUACCUCCUGUCUUUUUAUCCAAAAGUUUUUCCUGCUGUUAUCAAGGCUGUGAUAGAGUUUGUGCCAGGAGUCUCUGCCAUGAUGCCUCAAUGCGCUACAAUUUCCCACAAGAGCUCAGUAUCUGAUGUAGCUGUGGGGAAUUACAUUGAUAUCCAUGGACUGAACUACUGAAUGGUGAGUUGACACAUGGACAAAUUAUAUUGAUUUAAUGGGUCUACUUUAGUUAAAACUUAAAAUAAGAUUCAAACUAUAAUCUUUAGCAUCUUCCAGAUUGUCCAGCUGUUGCAAUUUUAGUCCUACAAGAGCUUGGAGGUGUUGACAGAGAACAGCAUUACCCACACCAGUUGUUCUCAAUCUUGGGCCCAUCAGAUCAUCUGGAUUUCAACUCCCAGAAUCUCUUACUACUGACCAUACUGCCUGCAGCUUCAGGGGAUUGCAGUCCAAAGCAACUCAAGGUCCAAAAGCUUGAGAACCACUGGUCAACAUCACUUGACUACAGAAACUAAGCAGUGAGACAGUCUCAUAAGCUAAGGAGCAACAGAAUAUAUUGAUUCCAUGCCUCUCUCUGCUCUAAGUUUGCCUCUUUAUUUUUCAGUCCGGCAGUGGUACUUAUGGGUGCCGGUGUCCUCUACUCUUGUUUUAGUGUAUGAUCAAUUUCCCAACAAAUCCGAGCUUCUUGUCAAUCACAUGAAAUGUAAGGGACCAGCUAUGAGAAGUGUGCUCCCCUGCCGAAUUCAGACUGAAUACUCCAGUUUACCACAACUGAGAGUACUCUUGAUCUGGCUUCCAGAUCAAGAAACACAAAUGGCCCUCAACUUCCUUUGCUCCUGAAACAGCAGGGCUGUGGUUUAAUAAUUCUGCCCCAAAAUUACCAUAUAUUUGGCAGGAUUCUUACCAUAGACAUACAUGAUGGCAACACACAUGAUGCAUGAAAUAACAACAAGUGAGAAGCUUGCUGCAUAGUUGUCCAUCAACAAUAGCCAGUAGAUACCAGCCUGGGUUGGGAAGAAAUGAAGAAAAACAGUUAGUAAAGGACUUAGACAACUCCUUGUUUUGUAGGGGCCCCAAGUGAGGGCAUAUUUCUGUGACCCUGCCCCAGUGUCACUAAACUUUGUCCUUGUGCCUCAUACCUGUGUGGUGAGUGGAACACCGAGCAAAAAGCCCACCACAGCCACUGCCAGAGUCACAAAGGUUUUCCGCCGGAUGAUCCAGUCAUUCCCUACUUCAUCCACAACAGCAGUAACAAGAGUCUCUAGGAGACAAAACUAAAACAGAAAUUAUUGAGGAGAAACAUGAGGUGAAGAUGUAUUGAUUCCCCCAAGCUAUACAAUCUUCUUCCCUUAGCAGCCGAAACUGGAUAUUUUCUCUUUCAUCUUUAUCAACUCCUAUUCAAUUCAAAACCAAGGACCAGGGCUGCAAGCAGAGAUACAUUGCUUACAGACCCAAAGAUACAUAGGAGCUAAUUUUUAAGCCUGAUUGUGACUUUGUUUUUGCAACAGCAGGCACUCUCUAGAUGUCAUUUGACAGCUAAUUCCAUCAGCCCCAGAUGCAUGUGUGAGGAAUGAUGGGAUUUAUUAUCCAACAAGAUCUGGUGGGCCAUGCAUUGUUUCACACUAUCUUUACCCCUGGAACAGAAGUCCACACCCAGUACUGUCUCUUUUCUAAUGCUUUUCAUUCAGCCUUCCCACUCAUUUCUCAGCCAAAAACUGUCCACAUCCAUAUCUACCUUGAGAAUGUAUAUAACUAGCCAUACUGUGACUGCUAAUGUAUCCAAUUGCCACUAUUGCAGAAGAACUGCUUCCCCAUAUAAACCUUUCUCCAUGCCUCCCUAGGAUUCUAGGUGAAAAUUUCUGUGGUUACCUGUGUUCCUAGCCCCAACAGGAUGAGCAUGAAAAAGAAGAGAACCGACCAAAGAGGGGAGAUAGGAAGCAGGGUCAAUGCCUCAGGGUAAGCCACGAAGGCCAAGCCAGGACCGUGGUCAGCCACCUUGGAAACAUCCACCCCUAGAUGGUUGGCCAUGAAGCCAAGGAUGGAGAAGAUGACAAAGCCUGCGUAGACACUUGUGGCACAGUUCGUGAUGCUGAUGAUGAUGCUGUCUCUGUGGGAAGUGGAAAGAAGUUUUGUGAGAUACCAGGAAAUGGGGACAGAAAAUGAGGUGAAAUCUUCUGAACAGAGGUACAGACAGCAAAACAAAUCUUACAGGAGUGUUCUAUCCUAUUCUAUCCAAAACUAAAAAAUAGCUGGAGCUACACUUAAAAAUGUACCUGUUCUGACAUACAUGUUCAACUUAAGAAUAAACCUAUAGAACCUA
Molecule: messenger RNA, 7537 nt
Organism: Anolis carolinensis (green anole)
Lineage: Eukaryota; Metazoa; Chordata; Lepidosauria; Squamata; Anolidae
Gene: ccdc24
Product: coiled-coil domain containing 24
Exons: 10
Coding region: 181-1323 (380 amino acids)
Source: RefSeq, a predicted model, not a curated record